Molecule: messenger RNA, 2681 nt
Organism: Boeremia exigua
Lineage: Eukaryota; Fungi; Ascomycota; Dothideomycetes; Pleosporales; Didymellaceae
Exons: 1
Coding region: 210-2375 (721 amino acids)
Biological process (GO): protein deubiquitination
Cellular component (GO): nucleus; cytosol
Molecular function (GO): cysteine-type deubiquitinase activity; cysteine-type endopeptidase activity
Source: RefSeq, a predicted model, not a curated record
CUUCACCGCGCGCCGCCCUCGCUUCGUCUCUCCCACACCACCGGCGCUGUCUUCAUGUUGGAAGCCGACGCUUCGCCUCUGUGUUUGCUGUGUCUCAUGCGCUGGCCCGAGGGUUGAGCCGCUCUUUGUCUCAUUCCGCCUGCUGUCCCUUAAAUAUUGGAGCCCUUCUCCACCCACCCACCCACCCAGCACGCCUGCUAGCAGUGAGCAUGAGCCACAACGACUACCUGACGUUCGAAGAAUUCAACCGCCGCUCGGCCACGCCGCACGCCCACACCACCCCCGCCGCCGUCGGCAUCGCUGUCAUCGCCGGCGUCGCAACCCUCCUCAAAUUCCUCGACUUCCUAGGCUACCCGGUCUGGUUCUGGACGCGCCAGCUCGCCCACAAGAUGGCUCUUGAACUCGUGCGCGCCGUGUCGCCCGCGCCGUCGCUCGACUCCGUGGCCAGCGACGACUCCACGCAGAGCGGCGGCAUGAUGGGGAGCCUGUUUGGCAUGGGCGCGAGCGCGCUGUCCAAGGGCGUGCGCGGCGUCACCAGCGCCCUGUCACGCGGCCCCAGCGACGUGCCGCCCGGCCUGGGCAACUACGACAACUCGUGCUACCAGAACAGCGUCAUCCAGGGCCUGGCCUCGCUGCCUUCACUGCGCGACUACCUCGAGAAGACGGCCGCCGAGCACGCGGCGCUCGCGAGCGACUCCACCAACGGCGCCCUGCUCGAGAUGAUCAGCCAGCUCAACGACCCCGAGAAGCGCGGCCAGCACUUUUGGGUCCGCGGGAAGCUCAAGUCGAUGAGCACCUUUACGCAGCAAGACGCGCAGGAGUAUUAUUCGAGGAUCCUCGACGAGUUGGACAAAGAGGUCAAGAAGGCCACCAGCAGUAAGAGACGCACAUCUGUCUCGUGGAUUGAGACCGCGAAGAGCCUUAGCUUACCAGAACCAGGCGACAAGGAGAAGAGCGACAAGGGCGUGGUUGACGAGAAGAGCGAAGCGCCGGAAGCGCCAAAAGCCUCUCCCAUUCCGCUGGAAGGCUCGCUCGCACAGCGUGUUGGCUGCACCACGUGUGGCUACUCCGAGGGCCUGUCGCUCAUCCCCUUCAAUUGCAUCACAGUGUCGCUCGGGCGGUCCCGAGCCGGGUACGACGUUCGCGAGUUACUCGACGAGCACACCCAUCUCGAAUACAUCGAAGGCGUCGAGUGCUCCAAGUGCACACUACUAAAGCUGAAGAGCACGCUCGCGCCGCUAGCAGCGAAAAUGGGCCCCGAUUCGCCCUUUGCUGCACGCCUACGGGCUGUCCAGGAAGCCCUUGACGACGAGGACCUGAAGGACACCACUCUGACAAAGACACUCAACAUCCCAAAGAAGAACUGGGUCAAGAGCGAGAAGUCGAAGCAAGUCGUCGUCGCCAGAGCGCCGAAGUCGCUCGUCCUCCACAUCAACCGCAGCAUCUUCGACGAGGAGACAUACUCGCAGUACAAGAACAACGCCGGCGUCGCGUACCCAGCAGUCCUGGAUCUGGGCAAGUGGUGUCUGGGCGCGCAGCCGAGCGGCUCGCAGAAACCCGAUCUCGACCCCAAGACCGAGGAGUGGCCGCGCGACCCGACGGAGUCUAUGCUCGCCGGCGCGGACCUGUCUGCGCCCUCGCCCUUCCAGUACAAGCUACGCGCUGCCGUCACUCACUUUGGCACCCACGGCAAUGGUCACUAUGUCUGCUACCGGUCGCAUCCAAAGCCCGUCCGCAAGGCGCCAGAAGAGACAAAAGAGACUGCAGAAAACGACGAAGACGCAGAGGUCGCUGAUGAGGCCGCCGAGGACGUAAUUGAGGAGGAGCAACAGCAAGAAGAAGAGGAAGAGGAGCAAGUGAAGGAGGAAGACCCCGCCCCCCUCGAAGAGCAAUGGUGGCGCUUCAGCGACGACACCGUCUACGCCAUCUCCGAACGCGAAGCGCACCAGGGCAACGUCUUCAUGCUGUUCUACGAGCGCAUCGACGCCGACUGCUCCCCCGCCCCGCCGCCCCAAACAUCCGAAACACCAACCCUCACCGCCGACGCCGAAACGGAAGCACUCGAACCCGUUGAGCUCCCGCUCCAGCCCGCAUCCCCCCUCAUCCCCCCCGAGUCCGCACCCGCAGCUCCACACGCCCAACAAACGCCCCCCGCAGCAUCCGCGUCCGCCCCCGCGCCCCGCGACCCCAGCGAAUCAAGCGAUCCAGACCCGGACUCCGACGACGCCGAACCCACAACCACCGGCGCCGCCUCCACCGCCCCGCGCGCCUCCACCCUGCCCCAGCUGUCGCCACACACCAUGCGCACAGCCGGCAACGCCGCGGCGCGCGGGCAGGGGAGUCGCGCGAGUCUGCCGCUUGUUAGUGCGUCGUAGGCGUGUUUUGGGGGUCGUAGACGAGAAAGAAAGAAAGAGAGAGAGUUCGAUGGCGUUGAAGGAAAAAGCGAGAACAGAGGAACAGAGGCAGAGGCCCCGCGAUUCAGCGAAUAUACAUUGUUGCCCGCGCGACUGCGGUUGCUGGGUGUGAGUGAUGCGGCCUGGCUUGGCUUGUGGGGUUUUGGGUGCCUGUUUGCCCGGUGCGCUGGGUCAGGCGGCGUCGGCAUCGGCGUUGGCGUUGGCGUUGGUUGGUUUUUGGGGGUGCUUGGGUGGAAUGUCAACUGAUAUACGAGACGGGAUGGGUGG